Molecule: messenger RNA, 1104 nt
Organism: Ramularia collo-cygni
Lineage: Eukaryota; Fungi; Ascomycota; Dothideomycetes; Mycosphaerellales; Mycosphaerellaceae
Product: related to toxD gene
Exons: 2
Coding region: 1-1104 (367 amino acids)
Molecular function (GO): oxidoreductase activity, acting on NAD(P)H
Source: RefSeq, a predicted model, not a curated record
AUGCCUGCACUCCCCUCUACGCAGACACUCGUCGUGCAGAACAAAGAUGCAGGACAGGCAGGUCGGUUGCCUCUCGCCGUGGUCAGCGGAAGGCCACUACCUCAGCUACGAACCGAUCACGAUUUGUUGGUCCGAGUUCUGGCCGUCGGCUUGAAUCCCGUCGACAUGAAGAUGGUCAAAAACUUCUUCAUGGAAGAUACACCGACUGGGUGUGAUUUUUGCGGCAUCGUGGAGCUAGCUGGACCCGCUUCGAGGAUUUCCGCGGGUUCCCGCGUCGUUGCCGGAGAGCUCCCCUAUCGUCCGGACAACCAGCACCAUGGAGGUUUCGCCCAAUACGCCGUAGCGGACAGUCGAAACGCCUUUGUCGUUCCAGAAGACUGGAGUGACACCCUUGCUGCUGGCCUGGGCAAUCUCUCCUGGGGGACCGUUGGGUUGGCCAUGUCAAAGAUUGAAGCACUCGGCCUCACGGGCAUCCCAUCCGCUCCAUCGGAGAAACCGCUGCCGGUCUUGGUGUAUGGUGCGGGGACCGCGACGGGAGUGGUGGCCAUCCAGAUGCUGAAGCAGUCUGGAUACACUGUGAUUGGCGUGUGUUCCGAGAAGUCGGCGGAGCGAGCGAUAGCCUGUGGAGCCAUUGGCACGGCCGACUACACCUCUCCGGACUGCAUCUCGCGCAUUCAGGAACUCGCGCACGGCAUGCCGAUCAAGCAUGCGUUGGAUUGCAUCACCCAGCCGGACACGGUGGAAAUCUGCUACUCCGUGCUUGCCCGACUUGGCGCUCGCUACGUGUGUUUAGAAAACUGUCCUGAAUCGUGGCGACCGCGGAAAUCCGUAAAGGUCAAUGUGGUCAUGGGCUAUGAAAUGCUUCCGUAUGAUAUUGACCUGGGCAAUUCCCUCUACACGCGGAAAAGCAAUGCACAGUCGGUGCAAAUCACACGGGUGUGGGUGGAGGAGGUUCAGAAGUUGGUCGAUGCCGGCUCCAUCAAGCCGUUGCCGAUUGAAGAGCUCGAGGGAGGGUUUCAUGGCAUUAUUGAGGGGUUGGAGAUGAUCCAGAAGGAGCAGGCGGGAGGAAGGAAACUAGUGGUUAGGGUUUCGGGAGGAGUUUGA